AUGCAUCUUAUGUACACGAUUGACGAGAACGGGAGCAGGGUGUACACCCUCAAGAAAAUCACAGAGACGGGCAAGAUCACCAAGUCUGCGCACCCAGCACGAUUCUCCCCGGAUGACAAGUUCUCACGUCACCGAGUGACCAUCAAAAAGCGCUAUGGCAUCCUGCCCACGCAACUGCCUAGCAAGCCUCUUUGAAGGCUCCGCAGCUGGCAUAUCACACACCCCUGCGACGUACGUCGCACCCCCUCGACGACAUGCCUAGCCUCGUAGGAGGUCGAACGCUCUGCACAGCUCCGAGAUAGUGAAGGAGACGUACGGGAGAUUACAUGACAUCCGACGGUCCCACGUGUAUGUUUCUCGCCCUUGCUGUGUUGUACCGCAUAUUGGCCCAUGGGCCUUCUAUCGGACCGCCCCGGCGUACAAACCAAGCCUCGACGCGGCUGGUAUGAUACCGAUU
Trametes versicolor FP-101664 SS1 is the source of this 457-nucleotide messenger RNA. RefSeq names its product Nop10p-domain-containing protein. The transcript has 3 exons. Gene Ontology annotation, cellular component: box H/ACA telomerase RNP complex; box H/ACA snoRNP complex. The record is from RefSeq and is a predicted model, not a curated record. Gene Ontology annotation, molecular function: telomerase RNA binding; box H/ACA snoRNA binding. Gene Ontology annotation, biological process: positive regulation of telomerase RNA localization to Cajal body; rRNA pseudouridine synthesis; snRNA pseudouridine synthesis. The coding region runs from base 1 to 195 and encodes 64 amino acids. NCBI's taxonomy places the organism in Eukaryota, Fungi, Basidiomycota, Agaricomycetes, Polyporales, Polyporaceae.